Coregonus clupeaformis (lake whitefish) is the source of this 1220-nucleotide messenger RNA. RefSeq names its product C-type lectin domain family 4 member E. NCBI's taxonomy places the organism in Eukaryota, Metazoa, Chordata, Actinopteri, Salmoniformes, Salmonidae. The transcript has 5 exons. The record is from RefSeq and is a predicted model, not a curated record.
AUAUAACUCAAACUGAGUGAAAAGAGAGACACAUUCGAUUUCUGAACUAAACAGGUACCAGUGAUAUUACACAGAGAACAUGGAGAACUACCAACGUAAACAAGGUUCCCAGGGUGUGAAGAAGUGGGCUGGGCUUCUGACGUGUCAGACCAUCUUCCUUGUGCUGAUUGGCCUGGUAUCCAUCAGCACCAAUCAGGCAGUUGCAGAGCCCCUGUCAAAUGCCACUCAACCUGGGGAGACCCCUGAGGAAGAGUUGGCCUCCCUGAAGUUGAAGCUGAGUUCUGUGCUGCGUCGCUACAGCCGUCUGUGUAAUGACUAUGCCAGCCUGGCACACAACUGCUCUGCCACAGUGUUGAAUUUCACAUAGUGUCCUGAUGGGUGGCUUCAUGUAGAUGAAAAAUGUCACUACUUCAGUAACGACACGAUGGACUGGCCGAGCAGCAGAGACAGUUGUACGUCUAUCGGCAGCCACCUUACCAUCCUGCACAGCACGAAACAGCAUGAAGCCCUGGGAAAAGAGGUCAGUAGGAUUGGAGGGGUUAAUAGCUACUUCUGGAUCGGCUUAUCAGACAGAGAGAUAGAGGGGGACUGGAGAUGGGUGGACAACACAACGCUCACAAACAAGUUCUGGAACCAUUGGAGCUCGGAGCCUGAUAACAACCUCUCCGGUGGGGUUGAAGGUGAGGACUGUGUGGUCCUGGAGAGUAACACUCAGACCUGGUCCGACGUGCCCUGUGUCUUCAGCUACCACCGCAUCUGUCAAAUGGAUGCUACCCCCAUUACCUGCCAUUGAAUCAGCGGGUGAAAGACACCACUGACCAUGAAAUAAGCUUAGAGUGGCAGGGAUUCAAUACAAGGCGCAUUGUAGGUUGCCAGGUCGCAGUUGUAAAUGAGAACUUGUUCUCAACUGGUUUACCUGGUUAAAUAAAGGUGAAAUAAAUAAAUAAAUAAAAAAAGUAGGGAAGCGCGUUGCACUGUUGACAAUGUGCCUUUUAAAGGCAAUUUUCCCGACGUUCGCGGAGAUCGAAUUCAGUGUAAACGCAGCAGUAAUCAAGUGUAAAUUCCCUUCAAAAGUCAAAUGGUCUGAUUGUCUGAUUGAAUCCCAGUCACAGUAUGUAUAAUUAGCCAAAACAAAUUAAGAAGUGCCAGUUGGUAUCGACUUGUGUUGGUGUCUGUCUACCCACCACUGAAGGUAUUUCAAUAAAGCUAUCAAUCAGUCA